AUCGUCGUGAGAUUUCAACAUCUCUCGUACCCCCUUCACGCUCCUUUUGGUAGCUGAUCUCCUUGUCUGUUUUUGUUCAAAAGCUCCCUGGAUUCAAUAUUCACAGACCCAAACAUGAGUGUAGCAAGUCAAGCGAUUGAGCUUGUACGUCGGCUCAACGACCCAAGAUAUGCUGCCGGCGCCUCGCAGAUAUCUCGAGAAUUGCAAGAAAUCCAAUUGUCCGAUCGAGGAUGGGCCGCUGCAGACGCUAUGCUCGACCACGAAGACACCAACAUCAAGUUCUACGGAGCUCUGACCCUGCAAAUCAAACUCAACAAAGACAGAAACACACUCGAUAAUGAAGCAGCAAUCGAGCUAAAAUCGCGCCUCAUUAUGUGGUUUGUCCGGCUUACACUCGGCGAUAUGCCUCCUAAACUCAUAAUCGACAAGCUUUGUUCAACAUUGGCUACAUACUUCAUCCAAAGUCCUGUGCCGUGGACUCAGACUGUGCGUCAAAUCAUCUGCUCGCUACACACUGGCGAUGUUGUGCCUGUAGAGAUGCUCAACACUGGUGUAUAUCCUGAUACCAGCCAAGUCAUCAACCAAUUAUCAGGUUUGAAGCUAUUCAUGGCCGUGCGUUUCUGCAGGGUUUUGGCCGAGGACAUCCAGAAUAGCGCACUUCUGGGCUCUCAGUACCACCAUCUGGAUAAGGCGUUCAAGAGCAACACUACCGACACGGCCAUACUCAUGACCUACGUCUUCAGCACACGUACGCCGCUUUCUACAGAGAUCCGAGUCGAAGCUAUCAAUUGUUACUCUGCCUGGGUCACAUACGGCUUCGCCCACUGGACAACUGAUCUCGUCGCUCUGGGAUUGCUGCACAAUUUGAUCCCGAUGGUCAUUGAGCACGUCUUACACAACGAAGAAAGCGUCCGAGAUCCAACUAUAGAGUUUUUCGUCAACACACUGGAGUACCGCUCAAAGUUCCUCCAGAAGGACCAUCUUGAGUCAAUGUCGUUGCUAGUGCGCAAGACCAUCGGCCCGCAAUGUUUAUUGCAAAGCCGUGAUUUCUUGGAUCCAACCAUUGUAGCUUUCAGCAAGCUGAUUUCGGCUUAUGGUAAACUGGCUGUCAAGGAUCUAAUUUCACAAAGGAAUCAAGAAUCAUCCCAAGAACUCAUAGAUCUGUUGCGACAGCUACUGCGUGCUCCUGGCUAUCCCGCGGAAGAUGAUCAGGUGAUUAUCAACGUGACGGAGUUCUGGAUUGAGUACGCCGAGCAAACAGCCGACACUCUGAUGGACUCUACGGAAGACGAAGUCCCUUCUCUGGCGGCCGUAAGAAAUGACCUCAUGCAGGCUGUCCAGAUCUACAUCCCAAAACUUCAAGCUCCGCCAUUUUCAGAGAUGUCUGAGUGGGAUGAAGACAAUGUUGACCAAUGGCAAUUUUUCCGCGAUAACAUCGCCGAUUUCUUUGACCAGGUCAACAGUAUUCCAGAGACGCAUCUACUAAGUAACAUGGUCGUUCUCGCUACCAACGUCUUGCCUACCCAACAAUGGCUACAUCUCGAAGCCAUCAUCUUCUCUAUCAACUGCAUCUCAGACACGAUUGCCCUAUCAGAUGAGAAUGUGCAGGCACUCUCUGCACUUAUUGGGUCCUCGCUAUUCAACGACAUUGCCUCCAAUAGUGAAGAGGUGCCAAACAAGCUCAAGCGUGCUGCAAUGACUCUUGUCGACCGAUACUCUUCUUUCAUAAAAAAGAAUCCAGACUUCCUGCCUCCAGUACUCACGUUUCUCUUCACAAUCCUAGCCUCCACGCCUGCUGAUAAGAUCAGGCUUGCGGACGCUUCAGCCAAGUCACUCGAGCAGCUCUGUUCCUCGUGUCGCAGAUCUUUGACACCACACCUGAAUGAGCUGCUUCAACAAUGUCCACAAGCGCUUUCUGGCCCAUCCGCGAACAGCUAUCAGAAGGAGAAGAUCAUGGCAGCUCUUGCUUCCGUCAUUCAAGCCCUACCCAGCGAAGAAGCUAAAGCUGCGCCACUCAUAUCGCUUAUCGAAGUGGUUGAAAGUGACCUCAACAGCGCUGUCACAACUCUGCGCGAGGGCAAUCUAGAAGAAAGCGAAGUACUAGGAACGUCUGCUCUGCAGUGUCUGGCCAGCAUUGGCAGAGGCAUUCAAGCGCCUACCAACGACGUAAUCGAUGUGGACAGUGAUGACGAAGAAGGAAGUGAUGACUCGGCCACAACUGUUAACUUCUGGACUUCUCAAACUGGCCUUGCCAUACAGAAUCGUAUUGUGCAAUGCAUCAACAUCAUCGACUAUCUCCACAAUCCGGGGGAGGCAAUGGAUGCCGCCUGUGCAAUCCUGCGAGCCGGGCUGAAGGAGACGAAGCCGGGUCCCUUCGUGUUCCCGCCGGCGGCCACUGUCGCCUUCAUCAACAAGGCACAACUCGAAACACCUCGUAUUGAGGCUAUCAUCACCACAGCAUGCAGCUUUGUCUCCAACUGUUCGCGCAAGUCGGCCCCUCACAUGUUCCACGAGAUGUCGGCAGUGUACCUGAGGGUCGCGCUGGUGAUGCAGCAGCUCGGUGACCCGGUCAACGACCCCCAACUGGCCCAAAUAUGCAUCGACUUCCUACAAAGACUGCUAGUCAGCUAUAUCGACGUUCUACUCUCCCCCUCGGACGACGAUAUCGCUGCAACCCUGCAGUUUGUCAUAAACUGCAUGGCAGGCGACGCGCCCAUGCUGAAGCGCGCAGCCUGCAACUUCUUCGAGUCGCUGCUGGGUCUCGCCAACCCACGCACCGCCCACUCUCUCCCGGCCUGUCGAGUGCCUCCCCUCUCUGUCCUCACCGCCUUCGCCCCCUCCCUCUCCCGCGCCCUCAUCUUUAACAUCGGUGGGCUGGCCCAGCGCUCGGAGCUCGAGUCGUUGUGCAAGCCGUUGCGUGCCCUCGUCUUCUCCCAGCCUGGGCUGGCCAAGCCGCAGCUCGAAGCGGCACUGAUGGAUGGCGGGUUCCCGUCCAGUAACGUGGGAGAGAAGGAGAAGCGGGUCUUUCUGACCAAGGUGCUGGGGUUGAGAGGGGGUAGGCAGACAGUGGUUGUGGCGAAGGAGUUCUGGGCUGCGUGCAAGGGUACGGUGACCUCGUUCAACUAAGGGGUGAGCAGAAGAGGAUUUAAGAUUAGAUUGCUUUCGCUGGUCGCAAUGACCGUGAUGAAUAAGUUUAUGCCUUGCUACAGCCCUGCUUUCCUGUGACUUGUGUGAAGAGGAGAGCGCAAUUUGCCACUAUCCGCCCAGGGCGGCGAGGCUCCCACGAAGAUAGUCAAUUAUUCAGCAAAUGAUUAUGCCUUUUUACAGCCCUAUAUCAUCGCUGUACAUCGUCAUAUGGAGAACAGAAAAUUCUUCAAACCUGCCCAGGGCGCCCGAUAUCUCAUAAGCA
This is a messenger RNA of Aureobasidium subglaciale EXF-2481, 3409 nucleotides long. RefSeq lists its product as uncharacterized. The transcript has 7 exons. The record is from RefSeq and is a predicted model, not a curated record. Lineage: Eukaryota; Fungi; Ascomycota; Dothideomycetes; Dothideales; Saccotheciaceae. Gene Ontology annotation, biological process: protein import into nucleus. The coding region runs from base 115 to 3126 and encodes 1003 amino acids. Gene Ontology annotation, cellular component: nuclear membrane; cytoplasm.